Saprolegnia diclina VS20 is the source of this 1069-nucleotide messenger RNA. RefSeq lists its product as hypothetical. NCBI's taxonomy places the organism in Eukaryota, Oomycota, Saprolegniomycetes, Saprolegniales, Saprolegniaceae. Gene Ontology annotation, molecular function: carbohydrate:proton symporter activity. Gene Ontology annotation, biological process: carbohydrate transport; transmembrane transport. Bases 48 to 1001 code for a protein of 317 amino acids. The record is from RefSeq and is a predicted model, not a curated record. Gene Ontology annotation, cellular component: membrane. The transcript is spliced from 2 exons.
ACCUCACUUUUCCUUUUGCCUUUUUCAGCGCAAGCGGUCCAUUCACUAUGGCUGGUGGUGUUGUCAUCCUCCCGACCGGCGGUGCCCACGACGUGCCCACCGAAGGCUCCCGCACGUACGCGAUCGUCGUCUGCGUCUUUUCGUCACUCGGCGGUAUCUUCUUUGGCUAUGACCAAGGCGUCACCGGCGGUGUCCUCGUCAUGGACUCGUUCCUGAACGAUUUCUGCGUCGACUACGACGGCAACACGAAGGCUGCCUGCACCGUCAACUCGGCCGACCUCCCGGACAACUGGUCGACCUUCACGACGCUCUUCAACGUGCUCUACUACAUUGGCUGCAUCUUUGGUGCGUACCUCGGCGGUGCCACCGGUAUCAACCCGAUCUUCACGUACGGCGGUCAGAUCUUCAAGGACGUCGUUGGUGACGGUGUCGUGUCACUCCUCAUCUUCCAAAUUGUCAACUUCCUCUCGACGAUUCCUGCCAUGGUCUGGGUCGACAAGAUCGGUCGCCGCCGCUUGCUUCUCCUUGGCGCCGCCGGGAUGGUGAUUGGUCACUUGGUCUCUGCCAUUGCGUUCACGGCGGGCUGCAAGGGUGACACGAGCAAGUCGGACUGCUCGACGGGUGCGGGCUGGACUAUGAUUGUGUUUACGGCCUUCUUCAUCUUCAACUUUGCGAUUUCGUGGGGUCCGAUCUGCUGGGUCUACCCGGCCGAGAUCUUCCCGAUGAACGUGCGCGCCAAGGCCGUCUCGGCGUCGUCGAUGGCCAACUGGUGCAUGGGUGCGCUCAUGAUCGGCAUUCCCAAGCUCUUCCCGUACCUCAACAUCAACGGCGUCUUCUUCCUCUUCACGGCGCUUUGUGCGCUGGCUUAUACCUACGUGUACUUCAAUUGCCCGGAGACGAAGGGCCUCCUCCUCGAGGACAUUGAGCUUCUCUUCUCCAAGGACGCGCCGAAGCCGUCGGCCAAGGCGCCCAUUGAGACGCCCAAGUUUGACGAAGCCUAAGCGCCAACCUCGCUCCCCUGUGCCUAGUUUAGUGACGGAUCCAUCUCUCUUCUUCAUAAGAUAAUGUA